Messenger RNA from Mesocestoides corti, 1482 nucleotides. NCBI's taxonomy places the organism in Eukaryota, Metazoa, Platyhelminthes, Cestoda, Cyclophyllidea, Mesocestoididae. The record is from the annotation of a GenBank genome assembly.
AUGCCGCGAGUUGCGUCAAAAAGGGCAUAUAACAUUGCCAAGCCAAUCAGCACAGGUCUUGAACUUUCCGAUCAACGGUCAAAUGUGUGGAUCGUAGGGGAGGCCAUUGGUCAGGGUGGCUUCGGACGACUAUACUCCGCCUCUUCUAAACAACAUCCACAAGCGAAGAACUUUGUCAUCAAGAUUGAGCCUCAGGAAAACGGCCCUCUUUUUACCGAAACACAUUUCUAUACUCGAGUUUGUAAACAGGAUCUGUUAGACGAGUGGAAGCAGAGACGUGGUCUAUCCUUCUUGGGAAUCCCACGUUUUGUUGCGAAGGGUCUUUUUCGGGCCUCGGAUGGGCAAUCCUGUCGUUUCCUCGUCAUGGAUCGUUUUCGUGGUUCCCUUGAGAACUGCCUAGCGCAGCAUGAGUUCACGCCGGCCGACAUUCCUCGGAUUGCUAUCCAGACGGUUCAAGCACUAGAAUACAUCCACUCGAGAGACUAUGUCCACACCGACAUCAAGGCCUCGAAUCUUCUUCGUGGUGCAAAAGACGAGUUUUACCUCGCUGACUUCGGUCUGGUCACUCAGUACAAGGUGGGAGGGAAGCACAAGGCAGAGAAGGUCUCUCAUAAGCUCAAGGACAACGGAACUCUUGAAUUCUGCUCGCGAGACGCACACGCCGGUCUACCGCCUUCCCGCAGAGGUGAUCUCGAGAUCCUCGUUUUCAAUGUCGUUCACUGGCUUUACCGGUCGCGACCAAAUGCUCCGCAGGGGCCCUGUUCCGGCCUUCCGUGGGAGUCGUUUAUCGCAGAUCCCUCGGUGCGUGCGAACGUCCCUCCUGCAGUUCGAGACCUCGUUGUGAAGUCCAAGCAGGAAGCAAUGGCGAAUCCCUCGUCUCUGGCUAAAGCAGCAAAUGUUGGCGCCCAACCCGCUCUUGAAUCUUUAAUAAGCACGGUAGGUUCUUUGGAUUAUACGGAAGAACCCGACUAUGACCAUAUUGUCGCUUUGCUGACGUCUCUGGCGAAGAAUCUUGCUCGUGGCCAACGACCGAAGCACGUCCUCUCCGAAGUCAACCAGGACACUGACAAGGCCCUCCCCAAGAGUAAACGCACACCAAAUACAAAAAAGGUCACGCCUAAACCCGAGACGACAGUCAAAAAGAGUUCCAGGGCUCGUGGAAAUACGACCGUCGAAGUCUGUGGGACGUCACAUCCAACCAAAACCAAUGCGCACCAAGCAGUGGAUCGAGUUGGCACCGCUGGACUUCGGCGGAAACUUGACCUUAAAGAGCUAGUGUCGCCAAGCCGUCGAAGCCCUCGAGUCAAGGCGCCCGUGUCCUAUCUUGACGCUUUUGAGCCCAGCGACGAAGAAGACAUUCCGAUUGUGAAGAAAACUAAAAGCACCCGCGUGACUACGAAGGCAUCGCAGACAUCUCCGGAUUUAUUGGAAAUCGCCAAGAAACGCGCUAUGAGGGAAGAGAGGAGAAAAAAUUUCUUUUAG